Molecule: messenger RNA, 1501 nt
Organism: Anastrepha obliqua
Lineage: Eukaryota; Metazoa; Arthropoda; Insecta; Diptera; Tephritidae
Product: transforming growth factor beta-1-induced transcript 1 protein
Exons: 4
Coding region: 535-1068 (177 amino acids)
Biological process (GO): cell-cell junction organization; cell-cell adhesion; positive regulation of integrin-mediated signaling pathway
Cellular component (GO): cell-cell junction; cytoplasm; focal adhesion
Source: RefSeq, a predicted model, not a curated record
GAAAAAAAGUCAACAAAACAAUUUCGUACUUCAUUAUAACGAAAAAAUAAAACUUAGAAAUCUUAUCUAUACAAAAAAAAAAAACUAAAAAUUCUUUUUACACGAAGAGCGUAAAAAAUACAAAUUUGCAAUAGGAAACGCAUCGAAAUCGUCUGCAGUUAAUUUCGAAUGAAACUUACAAUUUACCAAUACAGCUGAGAAAGCAAUAAAAAACAACAAUUUUGCAUAACCAUCAAAAACAACAACAACCGGCAGCAUAAAGUAGGAAUAUUAGCAACGGCAACAAAAGCAACAAACAACGAAGCACUCAACAAGUAAUUCUUGCGCUGUAAGUUUGUUUCAUUUUCUUUGGAGAUACGCGAAUACGCGAGUCGAUAGGAGAGGAACAACAAGAAAAUUGUGCGUUGUGUGUAAAGGGGCAACAGCAUAUUAAAACAACAAAACAAAAACGAACAGGUCAAGAUCAUAAAAGAGUUUGUGUCAAAAGCUGCAGUCAACAUAAUUGAAGAAGAAGUAAACAAAACAACGAUCAAAAUGUCGGAAUCGGUUUGUCACAAAUGCAACGAAGUUAUUACAAAGCGCAUCAUAACAGCGCUCGGUAAGACCUGGCAUCCAGAGCACUUUGCUUGCAAGGAUUGCAACACACCCAUCGAGGAGGCCACAUUCAAUAUACAAGACGGCGAACCGGUUUGUUCUAAAUGCUUUCUGAAAAACUACUCAGGCACAUGUCAUGGCUGUAAGCAACCCAUAUUGGAGCGCACGAUUAAGGCGCUCGGCCAAACUUGGCAUGAGGAUUGCUUUGUGUGUGGCGGACCGUGCCAGAAGCCCCUAGUGGGCACCUCCUUCUACGAGCGCGAUGGACGCGCCUACUGUAAAACGGACUUUGAGGAAUUGUUUGCAGCUCGUUGCGCUGGCUGCGCCAAGCCGAUCACAGAGAAUGCCAUUGUGGCGUUAGAUGCCAAAUGGCAUCGGGACUGCUUCAAAUGCAAGAAAUGCGCCAAUCCAAUCACAGCGAGUAUAUUCGCAGUUGAAGAGAACAAACCAGUUUGCACGGAGUGCUCAGCCUAGAAAGAAACAAGCAAGCAAGCAAGGAAGCUGAAGUAAUAAGUAAUGUGAAUGCGAUGAACAAUGGAUAUAUGAGGAGAGGGGAGCGCAGCGAAUAAUUACCUGAAAAUUUAGUUAUAAAAGGCAACUCAAAUAACAAAAAGGGAUACAAGCUAAAUAAUACCUUUUACAAAGCAAGCAAAGCAAAUAACUUCAGCAGCUAAAAAGUACUUCUAAUUCUUCGUAAUUGCAAAAAUGUUAACUUAGUCGAAAAUAAUUCUAAAUUUUACAAAUACUUUUCGGCUAAUUGUGUUCGCUAUUGCGCCACUAACCGUGAAAAAAAAAACAACAAGAAAGCUGAGAAAGACCAUCGCAGAUUUACACAAUAGCAUUAUUCAGAUAAUCAACACUUUAAUAUUCAGACACGAUCCACUCAAUCUACACUCCACACUACACU